Molecule: messenger RNA, 1464 nt
Organism: Phyllotreta striolata
Lineage: Eukaryota; Metazoa; Arthropoda; Insecta; Coleoptera; Chrysomelidae
Source: the annotation of a GenBank genome assembly
UUCGAUUCGUCGUGCCUGCAGGGCGCCGCCAUGGACCCCACGGGCCUGGGGAACAUGCCCUGCUCGUACGGGGACCUGACGUCGUGCAGUCAAAUGUCGCAGGCGGCCUACAGGUACACGGCGGCCGCCGCCUCCAUGGCCAGGACGUACAAUCCCGCGGCGGCGGCCGCGGGGCCCAUGGGGGUACACCAUCCGGGCGCCGGGGGGUCGCAAUGCGCCGUCAUGGGGUCCAGGUCGCACGUGCAGGACGUCCACAGGGCCGCGAUGUUCCCCUCUUCGAUGAACCUGCAAAGCGGAUUGCCGUAUAAAGUCUACCCCGGCCACGAUGGCGUGCUAACGGAGAAACGAAAACAACGAAGAAUUAGAACCACCUUCACAUCGGCUCAAUUGAAAGAGCUGGAGAGGGCUUUCCAGGAAACGCACUAUCCAGACAUCUACACCAGGGAGGAAAUCGCCAUGAAAAUUGAUCUCACAGAGGCGCGAGUUCAGGUUUGGUUUCAAAACAGGCGAGCGAAAUUUCGAAAGCAAGAACGUCUCGCCCAACAGAAAUCCACCAAUUUAAAUUCGGACAGUCCCAAUCCUUCGACGAACAUCAAGGCCGAGAACAACGGUUCGUCGAAGAACAGCAGCAAGGAUAACGUGAAGCCUGGAUCGCCGCAUUCGAGCAUAUCGACGACGCCGAAUUCGAAUACCAGCAGCAUAUCCAGCCUGCAUUCGAACAACGGCGACAUCAAGCCCUCUAACGGCAGUUCCGGCAAAUCCGAGGAGUCGAUAUCGAACAACAACAAAUGGCACUCGAUGAGCCCGCAGGCCUGCAACACGGCCUUGCUGGUGCAGCAGGCCAACAAGGUGCUGUCGCAGCCGAACCAUCUGCAGUCGCAUCAUGGUUCUCACGCGGCCGCCGCCGCCGCCGCGGCGCUCUCCUCGCCCUUUACGUCCCUCCUGGGGGCGACGGGAGGGGCGGCUUCUUACCUGCUAGGCGAUCAUUUGAAGCCUACGGCGGCCAAUCACUUGUUCUAAGGACGAUAUUAUCGAUUUAUUAUCGACGAUUAUUAUCGAUUCUUUAAGAGAAACGCGGCGUAUAAUUCGAUACCUCUAAUAACAUACAGUACGGUUUCUUUUGAGGGAUGAGAUUUCUAAAGCGAAAUUGAUGGUUUAUUUAAAGAUCGUCGGCGUACAUUUUUAAUGAAACGAUAAUAGUUUGAUUUUGCGUGGUUUUAAGUGAGAAUUUGUAACAAACCUAGUGUAUAAAAAUCCGUCUGUGUUGUUGAAAGAAACGUGUUAUACGAAACAUUAUACGAAUAUAAAAAAAGUUUUAUGAGAGAGCCUAGUUAAUUUUUUAUGUUUUAUUUAUGUUGCAAUUUCAUACAAUUUUUGUGAUUUACAGAUGCCAGAAUGUGCUUUAUUUUCGCAUGUUUUUUAAUUUUUAUAUUAAUUGCAAUAUAGGCCUCAUAAUCUUGCUAA